Cydia pomonella (codling moth) is the source of this 1043-nucleotide messenger RNA. RefSeq names its product thioredoxin-2-like. Lineage: Eukaryota; Metazoa; Arthropoda; Insecta; Lepidoptera; Tortricidae. The transcript is spliced from 4 exons. The record is from RefSeq and is a predicted model, not a curated record. The coding region runs from base 365 to 970 and encodes 201 amino acids.
CGAGUCGUUAUAGUACGUGUCAGCCACGAUGACGCGCAGAUUUGUCAAAUCUAGCCUUUAAUAACAUGGCAAUACGAGAUAAGGCACGCGUUUUCGUGAAUGACACGAUCUGUAUAUAGGACGUGAUGACUUCUAAGACAGACGACAAAACCGUCACCAUCUUAGGCCCGCUGAAGUAGCCAACAUAGCCAACAUUAGUUACUGUCAUACGCAAGUAAUUCGUAGAAAUGGAAACGUCAGCUAGAAUUUAAAUUAUAACAAAAUCCCAAAUUAUUCCAUUACAAACAGCUUAUAAUGGAAUAAUUGGUUGAUCCAUAAAUACCCAUUCACUUUCAUAACACAGCAGCAAAACUCGACUCCACCAAUGUCACAUUUCGCACUGAGAUGUCUCCGGGCGCUCAAUCUAAGUAGGGUUACCAAAAACGUGAACACCAUCAGACAAGUGCACCGCCGCGCAGUCGAACGAGCAAGACUUGUCAGCCCCCGAGUACACGAACCGUCGCGAAACUUCUGGCUGCUGCUGACUACAGUAUUUGCCGCUUCACUGGAUGAUCCAUCAGAUCAGGAUGAAACCCCGGCUACGUUUGCGACCACUUUUCAGUCAGAAAAUGUGACACCCAUACAGAAAGUGUCAGACUUAGAAGCGAUGCUGGCCGAAGCCGGCGACAAGUUAGUGGUCAUCUUCUGCAUGGUCCGCUGGUGUCCAUUCUGCAGGAGGAUUGCUCCUACAGUCGAGGAUAUUGCUGCUAAGGGAACCCAAAAUUUAGUCAUGCUCAAGCUGGAUAUGGAUGACCAAGAUGCGGAAUCCUCCAGAAUCGUCGCUCGCUACGAAGCCUACUACAUGCAACAGAACCGCUACGCUGUCGGUCUUCCGACCUUCGUGUUCCUCAGAGACGGAACCAAGCUGGAACAUUUUAGCAGUGCUGAUGAUGCAAGACUGAGGGGCGCCGUCAAGAAAUAUACUGCUUAAUGGACAUCCCAUAGAUAGACAAUGUAUAAGAAACAGCUACAAUAAGAAAUAAAACACACUUUAAAUGGGUAAA